GAGGAGGAGAGCAGCAUUUCAAUGAGGGCCGGGCUAAUGCAAAUCACUGCAAUAGCAGCAGAAGGAAAGCAGCUGCAGCCUCCACUCAGCAAGAUCAGCGGCAGCUCAUCCAGUCAGGGGGCCAGGAGAUACACAACAAAGACCCUCAAGCCUGUCUGCCAGCACAAUACCAUUAACCACAAUCACAGAGGAGACAUUGACUGCCUGAGCCCUUUAAUAUACUCGGAAAUCCAAUCAAGAACACACUGAGUGAGGGAUCCCUAGCAAAGCAAAUUGAAUCCUUAAAAUGUCCUUUGGGAGAGAUAUGGAACUUGAGCACUUCGAUGAGCGUGAUAAAGCUCAAAGGUACAGCAAAGGAUCCCGGGCGAAUGGCUUGCCAAGUCCUACCCAUAGUGCCCACUGCAGUUUCUACAGAACUCGCACUCUUCAGGCCCUGAGUUCUGAGAAGAAAGCCAAGAAGGUCCGAUUCUAUCGUAACGGAGAUCGAUAUUUUAAAGGCAUCGUAUAUGCAAUUUCCCCAGAUCGAUUUAGAUCUUUUGAAGCUCUUCUGGCUGAUCUGACCAGGACUUUGUCUGAUAAUGUUAACCUUCCCCAAGGAGUGAGAACUAUCUAUACUGUGGAUGGGUCUAAGAAGAUAACUUCUCUGGAUCAGCUGGUAGAAGGGGAAAGUUAUGUAUGUGGAUCUAUUGAGCCUUUCAAAAAACUUGAUUACACAAAGAAUGUAAACCCCAACUGGUCAGUGAAUGUGAAGACCACGGCUGCCCCUCGUUCCGCCCAGCCGCUUGCUGCUCCCAAACAAAGCUUCUCUGAGGGAAGAGAGAACAAGGAUUUCAUUAGGCCCAAGCUUGUAACCAUCAUCAGGAGCGGCGUGAAGCCUAGAAAAGCUGUCCGGAUUCUACUGAACAAAAAGACAGCUCAUUCCUUUGAGCAGGUCCUUACCGAUAUCACUGAUGCCAUCAAAUUAGAUUCCGGAGUAGUGAAGAGACUGUACACACUAGAUGGAAAACAGGUGUUGUGCCUCCAGGAUUUCUUCGGAGACGAUGACAUUUUUAUUGCUUGUGGACCAGAAAAGUUCCGUUACCAGGAUGAUUUCUUGCUAGAUGAGAGCGAAUGUCGGGUUUUAAAAUCGACAUCAUACACAAAGCUUCCCGGGGUGCCGCGGAGAAGUACCACCAAGAGCCCCGGGCCGUCCAGACGCAGCAAAUCCCCUGCAUCCACUAGCUCAGGUGUGACAUGCAGGCUUUCCGAUUUCCAUGCAUGGGAAGUCAAUGGGACCCCAGGGAGUCAGCUGUCUACCCCUCGCUCUGGAAAAUCGCCAAGUCCGUCGCCAACCAGCCCAGGGAGCCUGAGGAAACAGAGGGGCUCUCAGCACAGCGGCUCCUCUACCUCAUUAGCAUCCACCAAAGUGUGCAGCUCCAUGGAUGAAAGUGAUAUUGUAGUAGAAGAUAUUAUGGAUGAAGGUUUCCAGGUACCUGUUUCUAUAUCCGAGCGGUAUAAGGUUGGAAGAACCAUAGGAGACGGGAAUUUUGCAAUUGUGAAAGAAUGUAUAGAGAGAUCUACUGGUAGAGAAUAUGCACUGAAAAUCAUUAAUAAAAGCAAAUGCCGAGGAAAAGAGCAUAUGAUUCAGAAUGAGGUUUCUAUACUGCGGAGGGUGAAACAUCCCAAUAUCGUUCUGCUUAUUGAAGAGAUGGACAUGCCAAGUGAACUCUACCUUGUCAUGGAACUUGUGAAAGGAGGAGAUUUAUUUGAUGCCAUCACUUCGACCAACAAAUACACUGAGCGUGAUGCCAAUGGGAUGCUGUAUAACCUCAUGAGUGCCAUCAAAUACCUGCACAGCCUCAACAUAGUCCACAGGGAUAUCAAACCUGAGAACCUGCUGGUUUAUGAACACCAGGAUGGCAGUAAAUCACUAAAACUUGGAGACUUUGGCCUCGCAACUGUGGUUGAUGGACCUCUUUACACUGUGUGUGGAACCCCAACAUAUGUAGCUCCAGAAAUCAUUGCUGAAACUGGGUAUGGCCUGAAAGUGGAUAUCUGGGCAGCUGGUGUUAUCACAUAUAUACUGCUCUGCGGUUUCCCUCCAUUCCGCGGAAGUGGGGAUGACCAGGAGGUACUUUUUGAUCAAAUUUUAAUGGGACACAUGGAUUUUCCAUCACCGUAUUGGGAUAAUGUUUCGGACUCAGCCAAGGAACUGAUCACUAUGAUGCUUCAAGUAGAUGUGGACCAGCGAUAUUCUGCUCUGAAAGUUCUUGAACAUCCCUGGGUCAAUGAUGAUGGGUUACCAGAGAACGAGUACCCCCUUUCGGUGGCAGGAAAAAUUAAGAAACACUUUAACACGGGCCCUAAACCGAACUGCAACUCCGCCGGCGUCAACGUGAUAGCAACCACCGCUCUUGAUAAGGAGAGGCAGGUUUUCAGACGAAGACGCAACCAGGAUGUGAGAUACAGAUUUGGGUCACAUCAAGCUGCACCAGAAUUCAAUUCAGAGUCGGAGGACUAUUCACCAAGCUCAUCCGAGACUGUUCGCUCACCUAAUUCACCCUUUUAAGGAAAUUCUUUAAGCAUAUAAGCAUGGGCUUAACCCUCCAAGCCUCAGAAUGACAACCAUCUAGAUAUCAAACGUGGACAUUUGGAGUUAAAAAAGAAAACUCCGCUAAUGUUUUUAAGUGUGAGUAAGAGAACAUAUUGUGAAUGAAUUGUAAAGAAAACCUCUGUUAUGCUAAAAGGGUAAAGAAAAAUUAUGUGCAAAAGAGUCUUUUAAUUGUAAUUUCCGCACAUUAUUGAUUAACAUAGUUUGUAAAUACAUGUCACAAUGUACAUACAGGCAUUCAAGUUGGGCUUUAACAUUUAUUUCUAAGGGUGACAUAACGGGAGGCCUGUAAACUACAUCUCAAGAUGUGUGAUUGGCAAGGACCCUUUAUGGGCGGUACAAAGUAUCCUGAGAGUUUCAUUUAGUUCCUUCUAGAAGACUUGGUUGGGUUACAGGCCAGUAUGGGUUUCUGAUGGACACAUAUAGAAGACUCUUCUAAAAUAACUAACUUUUUAUUUAUGAAAAUUAGGCAGACUUAGGUAUCAUUUUCUACAGGAUUUCUGGAGUGCCAAUAAAAUUACACAAUUGCUUUGUGCGAGAGUGUAAUCAAAGUACACAAUAUUUACUAAUAAAUAUAUCUAUAGAUCUAUAUAAACAAGGUCCUUAGACACAUCCAACAUUCCAUCAUUUUUCAUUUCGGUGCCACAAAGGUUGAUGUUGUGUCGGUUUGCAGUGCGCAGUAUGGAGGUUAUGGUAAUGCUGAAGAUCAAAGACCAAUUAAAGUGACCCAUGGUCUCUGUUCGCAUGGCGAGCAGCUGCUGAUGCGGUCCUUGAAGGGUUAAGCCUAUUUUGAUUUUUUUUGUACAACACAAAAAAAAAAACGGAAAACAUGGGCAAUGAAUGUUUAUUUCAUCUGUUGAGCUCGGGUAUGCGACAUUCAUGUUAGCAAAUGUUAGCCCUCUGAGUGUUUCCAGGAAACUUGGACAUUCCUGAAUGACUGAUUAGAUGUUGCUACUCAUUUCUAAAGACCAUUUUAAACUUUACAGAAAAAAAAAACCAGUAGAAGUUAAUUUUCAGGACUGGAAACUGAAAUUGGGGAGGAAGGAACCACAUAAGCACUUUGCCAAACAAUUUUUCUACCAUAUGCAUUUUUUGUUGAGAAACGAUCAGAUCACAAUGUAAGGCAACAUUCUGCCAAUAUUUUUUAUAAUAAUUUCCUGCAAUGGACAGUACAGUAUUAGAGCAUGGCUUCGUUAACGCACAAUAUAUUGCAUAUAACAUAUAUACUGCUUUCCUCUACUGAGAACAGCUCCUUUAGUUGCCUACUGGAUGGUGAGGUUCUACCAAAGUCUACUAAGACUUAAGGUAUCCUCAUUCAUAUACAAAGGUGCAAAGAAGAGCAUUAUGAAGUACCGUAUGUCCUUGUCUAUAUUCAAGAGAACUGAAUAAAAUAUAAUUGCUAAGGAAGAUAUUUUCUUUAAUGUAUAGUCAUUAUUAUAUGCUUUCAUCGUCAUUUCUGAUAUCCAUGAAGUGAAAUGUAAUGUUCUGCAAGAAAAGCAUAUUCAGUUUCACCUCAAAGCAAUAUUUUGUUUCCAUUUUUUUUGUCAAAUGUCAAACUCAUCGAGUGUGGAAAUUAACAGCCUAACCUUCUAAUCUUCAUGAGAACUGGGGCUUAGCAAUACUUGGGACCUAGUGGCUAUUGGAGGCCUUGGCGUGAAGGGUUCCCACUGGGUUUCCUGACUGAUGUACAGUUAGGGGAGUGUUUAUUAACAUUUGAUACAAACAUCACCAGUGAUGUUGCCCAUAGCAACCAAUCAGCAAUGUAAUUUGAAUGGUUGCCUACAAAGCAAACAUCUGAUUGGUUGCUUUGGGCAACAUCAACUGGGAUGUUUGUCUCCAAUGUCAAUAAAUACUUCCCUUAGUCUCUUUUUCAAGACUAGCCUGAUCAUGACCCUUACCAAAUAGGGCUUUAGGACCCAAUGAUUGGUUUUGUCAUUGUCUAUGGAAGUGCUUUACCUAUCCAUAUUAUUAUUAGCCUGAUCAUGACCCUUACCAAAUAGGGCUUUAGGACCCAAUGAUUGGUUUUGUCAUUGUCUACGGAAGUGCUUUACCUAUCCAUAUUAUUAUUACAUGAUCCCUGAUUGGGGGUAUAUUCACUUUGGUAUUAGGGAUUUCUCUACUUCUAUUUCUUUCAUGUAACUUAUUUACCCAAUUCAUUUUCUACAGGCUAAGUAGUGGAUAUGAAAGAAAGUAUAACACCAGGAAGUGACAUCACAAUAGGGGGUAGUGUAAUGACAGCAGCACUCUGGUUUUGAAAAGUGAUGACUUUACUUAUGCCUCUGCUUAUAAUACGUUUAAGUUAAGACCCACAUUAAGUACAAUAGAUUGUAGCCUUUAAAAUGUGUUGCAGAAUGCCAUAAACCUGUUGCUUUUGCUAUAAAGUAUUAUGUAACCUUCAAGUGUAAGAAAAUACAAUAUUAUAAUUCUGUAAUUAGUAGGAAUCGAGGAUUUGUUUCGGGAUUUGGCUGAAUCCAAGUGCCUGGCCGAACCAAAUCCAAAUGCUUAAAAUCACAUGACUUUUCGUCGAAAGUUGAGAAUUUUUCACUGCAAGCUGCACGCAUGAUUGUUUUUAACCCUUUAUUAUCUAACCUGCACAUGCAAAUUCAGAUUCGGUGCAGGAUUUGAGGUUUGGCCAAGUCCCAAAAUAGUGGAUUUGGUGCCUCCCUAUAUAUGUGUUUCUGUCACAUUACAUAAUCCCAUUUUGCUGGGCAACAGGGAAAACACUCAGGGGGUUAACAGCAAAGCACAAGGCACGCUGGGGAUUCAGAAUCCCUUUGCUUUAUAGGAAGGUGUUCAAUUUUUCAGACAAAGUUGAAAUAUUUAAAGUGUUGAUGUUUAAGGGAUUUCUAUAACCAAAUAAAUAUAAAUCUUAUUUGAAGUUUUCUUUAUUAAGGGAUCUAUGUACAAUGUGUUUGCAUAGAGCAUCCUCUGAAUCGAUUCCACAGUUUCCUUCUAUGACAACAGGCGUAGUUGGUGACAUAGGUGACUGAUAAUGUCUUUGUUUUGCUCAAAUUCAAAACGCCAUUUUCUCAAGAGAGCAUCAAUAAAGUUUAGCUUUUCAGUAGUGCACUAGUUGAGAAAAAAAAGCUCAUUUAAUUCCAUUGUGUAAGCCAUUAAAAAAUAAAAAAAAAACAAGAAAAAAGUUCAGGCCAAUGAACUUAAAUCUUGAAACUGUAGCAAAGAUUGGUAAUCGACCAAUACAUUUCUUGCUUCAGACUGUUAGAGGGGAGAGUGAGAUUUUCAUUAUAGGAAAUGUCAUUACUUUACAGUAGACCUCAUAUUAAAGUCAAUGUGGUGCAUACUACAUUCAGCAAAGCCAAACCUGUGAAUAAACUUUACUGAAAAUCUA
Molecule: messenger RNA, 5939 nt
Organism: Xenopus tropicalis (tropical clawed frog)
Lineage: Eukaryota; Metazoa; Chordata; Amphibia; Anura; Pipidae
Source: RefSeq, a predicted model, not a curated record